Messenger RNA from Homalodisca vitripennis (glassy-winged sharpshooter), 1368 nucleotides. RefSeq names its product late histone H2A.2.2-like. Gene Ontology annotation, molecular function: DNA binding; protein heterodimerization activity; structural constituent of chromatin. The transcript has 3 exons. Gene Ontology annotation, cellular component: nucleosome. Bases 197 to 634 code for a protein of 145 amino acids. NCBI's taxonomy places the organism in Eukaryota, Metazoa, Arthropoda, Insecta, Hemiptera, Cicadellidae. The record is from RefSeq and is a predicted model, not a curated record.
CGCAUUCCCGCGCUUUUGGUUUGGUGGGGAUCGUUUGGUUUGGAAAAUCUUUCUUGUUGAAUCUUGUUCCAGUUGAUUCUGAUUGUGCACUGUUUAUCUCGUUUAACUUUGUCCUGUAUCUACAAAUAAUAUAGAGACAUCAUUACUUUCAAAUUUCAUAUCCUAUUAUUUAAUACUACGUAACUAAUUAUUGGAUAUGGCACCAGUAGCUUCAGGAGCAGGCAGAGGGAAGAAAGAUGGAUCAAAGAAAGUUUCAAAGGCAGUGAAAGCUGGAAUAACGUUUCCUCCAGCGAGAUUUAUUCGGCAACUUAAGAAAGGAAAAUAUGCAGAUAAGAUUGGCGUUGGCUCCGGAGUGUACUUAGCGGCUGUGCUGGAAUACCUCUCAGCAGAAAUUUUGGAAUUGGCUGGAAAUGCUGCUCGUGACAAUAAGAAGUCGAGGAUCAUACCUCGCCAUAUCCAGUUGGCAAUCCGGAACGAUGAGGAGCUCUCCAAGUUGUUGAGUUCAGUGGUACUACCGGCCGGUGGAGUGCUGCCACACAUCCAGCCUACGCUGCUGCCCAAGAAGGGCAAGGAGAUCUCUGGUAACCUGACCAAGGGGAAUAAGUCGACCAACACUUUAUCUCAAGAAUACUGAAGAAACAUGGACUUAAACUCUUGUUACGUAUUGUUUGUACCUUAUUUAUUGUAAGUGUUUGCUUUAUUUAGAUUAGUAAUUUUAACCUUAAUUUGUACAGCUUUUUAUCUUCCUUCAUUCAAGGACUAAUUUGUGAUAAAAUGUUUUUCACUAGAAUCGAUCCUUAGAAGUCCAAAGAAAUAGUUCUAUAUGUUGUAGCCUUACUCUGAGUAAUCUUCCUUGAAUAUUCUUGUAAUUUAAAAAUAGUCAUUGUGCCUUAUAAAGAGAAAUUUCGUCAUUCCAUUGAAGGCCACAUUUGUAUUUAACGUUCCUUACAGAAUAAUGCUAAUGUUUUUUUCCUACAUCAGUUGUUUGUUUGUUGCAUUUAUGUUUAUUGUAUAUAAAUUUGUGUGUACUUCACUCGUAGAUAGUAAUAAUUAAUGCCUUACUUGUUUAACCUUAAUUAAUUGCCUUAGCUUUCUAUUUCCAAAUCAUCACUAUAAUACAAGUCCACUAGGAUUUCAUAUUUUAUUAAAAAAUCUGUUCAAUUUAGUCACGUUACAUCUACUGCAUAAGUUUAAUUUUUAGUAACUGUAAUGUACUAAUAUUAAUUAUAAUGAUUCACAGUAAAUACCUUGUCCUACAAUUUUAUAAUACAUGGUUGUUCGUUAAUUGGAGGUUUAUUGAAAUGGCAUUAGUUAAAAGUGACGAAUAAUGUGAGUUUAUGUAAAAAUAAAAGGUUUUUUUAUAAAUUA